AUGAACUCCAAGGUCAUCAUCGCUUUAUUCUGCCUCGUCGCUGUUACCCUCGCUGCUUCUGCUACUCCUGGUGCCAACGCAAUUACCUGUACUGCUUGCACUGAUGCUGUUUGCGGUAAAUCUGGUACCACCCAAGAUAACUGGUAAGCUGGUACUGCUACUGGUACAUGCGUUGUUAAGGAUUGUAAUUUAUUGACUGGUAACGGUGCUGUUGUUUCUAACAAUGCUUGCGCUUCCUGUUCCACUACUACCCCUGUUGCUAACUCUGGUGCCACCGCUUGUGUUGCUAAGAGCAGUGCUAAGCUCCUCAUUGCCUCCGCUGCAGUCAUCGUUGCUUUAUUAUUCUGA
Tetrahymena thermophila SB210 is the source of this 348-nucleotide messenger RNA. RefSeq names its product cell surface immobilization antigen SerH6, putative. The record is from RefSeq and is a predicted model, not a curated record. The transcript has a single exon. NCBI's taxonomy places the organism in Eukaryota, Ciliophora, Oligohymenophorea, Hymenostomatida, Tetrahymenidae.